AUGUCUAAUUCAAUACACUUAUUUUUAUUAUUGUGUUUGAUCAUUAUCAACGUUAAUUCUUAUAGAAUUAUUACAUACGAAGAUGAGACGGAUGCGGCUGUUAUUUCUAGAACUCUUGUAAAAGAAUUUGGUGUUGGCACUUUGGUUACUAUCAUGAAUGAUCACGAAGAUGAUGAUGUUCGAGGAUAUCCUUUUGGAUUAUUGGAUUAUUUCUCUGAUGAUUGUCCUUCAACGGGAAAUCCAUUACUUCUUUUAAGUGACUAUCAGAAAAAUAUUAAAAAUGCAAGAUCAAAUGAAUGGAAAGCUUCCUUAAUGAUUCGUAAACUAAGCAAGGACGAUACUUUUUUUCCCGUUGCUGAACCAAGAAUUAAUUUAUUUGGUCAUUUGGAAAGAGUACCUGAUGAUGAAGUUGCAGAUGCACAAAAAUGCUUCUUAGCUAAGCAUCCAAGAGCCCGUUUUUGGAUCCCUGGCGUAGGUCACGAAUUCUAUUUCUAUAGAUUUAUUGUUCACAAUAUUUAUUUUGUUGGUGGAUUUGGUAAUAAACAUUAUAUCGGUUAUAUUAAUAAUGAAUUAUAUCACAAAGUUAAACCUCAAAGCACUCAUCGUUGUGGUAGAAUACUUGAGAAAGACUAUAGUUUGGAAAUUGCAAUGGAAGGAGGCUGUGAAAUCGAUUAUUUAUGGGUAUUUGUACAAGAUUUUCUUAAUAAACGGUGUAAAGAAUUGGUGGCGUUCGAUGAACCAGAGAUAAUAAAACCAACGAUUGAUGAUGCAUAUAAAGAGUUCUUUUGGACACAAUUCUCAACUAGUGAGCAAUUGUUAUUUUGUAUACAAAAAAAAGUUACGUUGGAGCAAAAUUUAGAGACUCCGAAAAAAGGGAAAAAGAAUGCGGCAACAGCAUCUAAACCAACUGAAGAAGAAUAUCAGACUGUCAAAAUUGAAAACAUGUCUCUUCAAGAAAUUAAAAUAAAAUAUGGUGAUGCAUUUCGUAUAAUGACGACCGAGAAAUUCCAAAAAGAAAUACUUUUUGCAACAGUUGACACAUCUCGCUCACUUUCUAAUCAAGUUUGGAAGACAUUGCAGUACAUAGCACGACAUCGUUCUUUGGGCGCUACGCAAGUAGAUAUGGCGAGACACUUUAAUAUCGAACCAAAAUCUUUCUCCCAUUAUUUAAAAACUCUUUGUAACUUAAAAUUAAUAGUAAAAUUAAAGGUUACUCAGAAUGGGAUACAGACAAAUUUGUGCAUCUUAUCUAGAUGCGCUGCUCAAAAUAAAGCGUAUGUCGGACAAUCUGUAUACAUACCCACAGCAUCUAACCUACAAUCUGACGACCAAGACUUUACGGAUACAAUUGGUGGCGACGUUUCCUUCAACUCCGAAUUGGUGAAGAUCAGAUUGACCGAGAUUCUUAGUAAAGCUAAGAAUCAGAUUAUGUCUGCAAACGAUAUAAGGAUGGCUUUAUUUGCAAUAUCCAAUCCAACAAAGAAUCAACGACGUUGGUUUAAUAACAGGCUUGAUGAUUUAACGCAACAUGGAUACGUCGAGAAAGUGAACGUGCCAAAAAAAUCCAUGGAUGGCCAAAUGGAACGAUGUUUCAGGCUUGUGAAGAUGUAUGUGAAAGGCAGUAACAACAAUAAUGACAAACGUAGGAAUAAAUCCUCCACCGUAAAUACACCAGAAUCCAUGACUUCUCCUACAGAGUCUAAUGAAAAGCAAUUGCAAUCUGGUAUUUUUGUAGACUUGCCUCUAGAUUAUCAAGUGUAUCGUUUAAUUCAAAUGUCUGGUGAACGAGGAAUAACUGCUGGAGAUCUUCAAUGUAUGCUUCGUAAUAUAAAUGAUCGUGUCCUAAACAAGUCAUUAACUGGGCUUAUCAUUGAUUUGCCUCCUGGGUUAAAACGUUUUAAUAUUAAGCGUGCUGUCGAGUGUAAAGGUCGAGAACGACAUUAUCGUUAUUUUUCGAGCGAAAGUUACAUGAAAUUUGCCGCAUCACAUGGUUUAAAUUUAGAGGAUAUAAAUCAGGAGAAUCCUGAUGAUGAUCAGAGGUCAGAGUAUACACAUGACCCCCUAUGGGGAAUGGAACUAUUGCAAGAUGAAGAAGAAAAAAACGAUGAUUUCUUGGCUAGUCGACCAAGAAAGUAUGAUUCUGAUGGAGAAUUAAUUUCCAAAAAUGUGACUCAAAAAAGUGUUAAAGGAAAGCUAAUUGUAAACGAAACAUCUAAUGAUAAGAAGAAGCGCGGUCGUCCACGAAGGACUAAAAAUAGGCCUGAAAAAAAGGCAAAGGUAGAAGAAUCCGAGUCAUUGGAUGGCAACACAAAUUUCGCACAAGAACAAUUAUCCAUUCUUAUUACUGAGGAAACGUCUGAAAACAUAGAACCAACAAGUAACCAAAGUGAACCUAUAUCUUACGUUGAAGGUAACAUAGAUAUCGAUGGCCCUAUUUCAGGCGAAGAAUCUUCAAGAAAUGUUGUAUUACAGUCUAAAGGGAAUAGUAUUAAAGUACCGAUCGAUGAUCCCAACAUUUCAAACAUUUAUGGCUCGAUUCUACAACCAAACUCCUCAAAUCAGGAAGUUAUUUUGGAUGAAGAUGUUGACAUGAUGGAUAUUAAUGUCAAUUUAGUAAUUCAAAAUGAAAAUUUACAAAAGAUUAACAAAUUAUCCAUCAAACAAAGCAUUGAUACGGGUGCUGUAGAAUCUGUCAGUGUGUAUAAUCAAGAGUCAAAUGUAGAAAAUUUAGCCCGACAAUUGGAGUAUGGUGAAUCAAGAACUGACAAUAAUGCUUUCGAGUUGAGUAUGGAAUCGCCUAUCAGCUCUGCCUCAACACGGAUUAUUGAAAGUUCAUAUGAAAAAACCUUACAAAAUGUUAAGAAAAUAUCUAAAUCUAAAAAAAAGGUCGUCCCUGUCGUUUCAAUCACUGCAUCAUUUCGAGAAAAGAUUAUAGAAAAGCUCUUGGAAGAAUUUAAAGUACUAGAAUGUGGUGCAAUGCUUAUUGGUGUGUAUCAAGAUAAAGUUCGAGAAUAUUAUAAUGGUACAACUCCACAUACAAUUGAUAAGAAGACUUUAACUCGCACUGGAAACGCAAUGGAAAGAAAAGGACUGUUAAGACAAUACAAUGUAGUAUUGCCAUCAUUGAACGGUAAAGACCAAGUUAAACUUUUAUUCCUUCAUCCUGAUUUGACACCCGAUGAUCCCAAGGUGAAGGAAUAUGUCACUAAAUUACAAGACAAGGCUUUACUUGUUGGUAGAUCUUAUAGGGCCACUAAAAUUGAGGAGAUUGAUAUUGAAGUAGAGCCACUUUCUGAGCUACAGAAACGUAUGGCUGCUGAGGCAGCUGCUAACAAUUCUGUCAAUCCUCUAAGCACUUCACUUACUUCAAUUCCACAACCCACCAUCUAUGAUAAGCUUAUGUCCUCAAUGCCAACAUUGGAUUCGGUUAAUUCAAAUGUUGAAAGCCUGCCUAAUCUUAAUGAGAAAAUACCUAAUGACAUGUGUUGGUUACAUUGCGCUCGUGGGUUUGGCUGGAUCAAUGCUAAGAUGAUUCGAGCAAAAAUUUUGCAUCAAUAUUUUUUCAACAAAAUCAAUGACGCAGGCCCAGAUGAUCCUUGUAUUAUGAAGGAAAAUAGAAUUUUCCAGACAGCAAUCCUUCUCAGAGAUCUUCCCCUUGAUUUAUAUCUUAAGCUUGUUGGACAAUUUUCACCAAGUACAAAAUUAUCUGAAUAUAUAAAAUCAGGAGAAAAUAUGUUGCGAAGCGUCAUUGAUCUCCCAAGUGACCUUAGGUUGGAAAUCUUUACUGGAAAUUAUAAAUUCCGACAAAACCUUAAAAGGUUGAUUGACAUUCUCGUGGCACUAAAAUUAAUUAAAAAACUUAAACGUACAUUUGAUGAAAGAGGGAAUCCAAUUUUAAAUAUGAAAAGGGCUUUUGUUCCAGAUGAUGUACUUGAAGUUGAUUCAACAAGAACAUCGGUAUACGAUAGUCAACCACAAAAUCUUUUAGCGCCUGCUUACCAACUAAUGCGUGAUGUUCCAAUGAUGGAUUUUUCUGUUCCCGGACCGGAUAGACCUAUUAUUAGAGAGUAUUUGCUUGAUACUAUCGAGGAUGUUUCGGUUUAUUGGAGUGAGUUACAAUACGUAGCUCAGAAAAAAUUUUCCGAAUCAACGUAUAAGAGUGAAGAAGAAAAUGCUAAUUCGGAUUCGGACCAAGUGGAUAGUGAGGAAGAGAAUAUGCCUGUGCGCAGAAAGAAAAGAUCCUCUAGUGAUAUUGAUGAUCCUUUGCGAUUUAUAACUGUUGCACGUAAUUGGAAUUCUGGAUUUCCACUUAAUGUCAAGCAGAAGAAGCAGCUUGAGCUCUAUGUUGAUCGAAGAAAAUCAAUGACUCCUUAUGAGGAUGAGAAUAAAUGUAGACAGAUUGCUCAAGAGAUUGGUCUUCCGUUUCAAAAAGUUCGUGUUUAUUUCAAGAGAAUUGAGGAUAGUUUUGAAGUAAAAAGCAAAGAAUCUAACGUGGCUAAGCAGAAGGAAAGGCGUCGCAAAGUUGCCGAAAGAUCGAAAAACUUUGCUGGGGUCGUUUCUUCUGCCAAAGGAGAACCUUCGUUCAAGAGGAAGAAAAGAGAAAAUAUGGUUCACAAAGUGUUAAGAAAAUCACAGAAUGAAUCUGAAGGAAGUCUUGGUAAUAAUUCUGGACGUAAAAGUAACCGUGAAAAAUUCAAGCAAAAGGAAAUGGAAAAAAUUCAUGGUCUUGUUGAAGAGGAGAACCUGCCAGUUAUCAAUGAUGAAGAGAGGUUUGAGACUCAAUAUGAACAAUAUUCCCAACGACAACGUCCAAUCUGGAGUAAAGAAGAUGAUGAAUUGCUUUUCUACGCCUAUAUUAUUAUCAAACAUCGUUCAACCAAAUAUAGGUUCUUUUGGAGUCCUGUUACCAAAGUGUUACCACAUAAAUCCAGGGAGAUGUGCCGGCGUAGAUUUAAUGUAUUGACGAAAAAUUCAGCUUUCCAAGCGCGAGUUUCUAAUUUUUUGUCAUUUUGGAAAGAUAUUUAUAAUGAUGCGAUAAAGAAAGGUGACUUAAAGGAAGAGGAAGAAAAACAAAUGAAAGAUUUUGAUAUACUUGGGCAAAUGGAAUACUUUAAGAAAACUGUGGAAGAAAAGCCAAACGUUACACGUCCCAAACCUGUAAUUCCUCUUCCUCAAGAUGUUAAAACAUUACAAGAGCACUUUUUUGUAACUUAUGCCUCACCAAAUAGACAUAAUCGGGACUUGUACUUUGAAGAUAAACUUGGUGGAUGUUCAUUAAGGCAAAAGAUGAAAAAAUUGUAUGCGUAUUCUCUUACACACAGGAUUCCAUAUAAUAAUGUCGAUUAUGCGAUAAUUGAGCUUAACAAUGAAAAACAAAUUAAACUUGAAUGUAUUCAAGCAUUGAUCAAGAUGAUCCUCAUGACUCCUGAAGAUCAGUAUGAUCCUACACAUGCGUUUUCGAUUCUAAAUCGUUAUGAACCUUAUGUUAAAGAGGCAAUAGAUUUAGUUAAAGAGACCGGUGCUAUAGUUAAAGUUAAAGGAGGGAAUGAUAGAAGAAUCCCUGGAAGGGGUUUUCACGUUUCUGACAAGUUCCUAUCAGUAAUUUCAGGAAAAUUGCCAGAUAGAAUGUUUUCACAAGCUGUUAACUUCUACAAGAAAUUUAAAGAUGCCACAAAAUUUGAUCAAUUUGCAAGUAGUGGAGAUGUGGCUUGUAUUUUGGAUUUAUUAUCUGCUGGAAUGGUUUCAUUAUCAUUUGCUAAUUCAGAUGCACCCAUACUUACAAAGAAUAUAGUACCAAACCAUCGUAGUAGAAAAAUUGAUGUCGUAAAUCUUAAUUUUGACAUUUUGUUGACGCCGAAGAUUAAUAACUCGAAUAAAUACAGUGAUUCUAGCAAUAGUGAAUAUGACAAAGAUAAUGAGUCAUCUUACAGCGUUCGUGGUCAAAAGAGAAAACGCGAAGAAAAUACGACACGAGAAGAAAGCACCUCGACUUUCAAAAAAGGACGCUUUGACAAAAAGCCUUAUUUAAACACUCGAAAGGAAGCUUCUAAAACACUUAAAAAGCUGUUAGAAGAAUUAGAUCAAGAAUUUAAAGGUGACGUAAAAGAUGUUUAUUAUAUAAUUGAGAAUCGUGGUAAAGUUGAAAAGUUACUGCGUUGUGUUAAUAUACUGGAAUUUAAUGUUCCAAGUUUAAUAUUGAAAGUUGGUUAUAGUAAUAGUCGAUAUAUCUCAGGCAUUUAUUUGAAAGAAUGGUUGGUUAAUACGACGCCUACCGUUAAGAGGCCGCCUACAAUAGAUGAAGUGUUCAUGGACGAGAAUCCUUCUAAUUACAAAGUAUGGUCAUCAGUCGAAUCAUUUGGACCACCAAGAAUGUGGUAUGAUAUCAAAGGAAACUUUAUUGAAUCAGUAUUCCGAGGAUGUCUUGAAGCCGUAUUGGGAUUAAUUUUGCAAAAGCCUGGAAUAUGCGAGGCUAACAUUUAUCGAAAACUUUCGUUGGUCAUGUCACGAUGUGAAGUUCAAGAUGUUUUGGAAGAAUUGUUGGAUCGUAAAGGUAUCAGAAAAAAAUCAUAUGUUCAACCUUCCAAAGUUACUUUGUUUUCAAAACCGGCCGAAUUUAAAGAAUGUGGCAUCAAUUCUCUUGAUUCCAAUAAGAUCUCUUAUUAUUGGGCAAAUGAAAAUUACUACUUAAAAUGCGUUCCUGAAAUUAUUAAUUAA
Molecule: messenger RNA, 6714 nt
Organism: Funneliformis geosporum
Lineage: Eukaryota; Fungi; Glomeromycota; Glomeromycetes; Glomerales; Glomeraceae
Source: the annotation of a GenBank genome assembly